Phytophthora nicotianae INRA-310 is the source of this 222-nucleotide messenger RNA. RefSeq lists its product as hypothetical. Lineage: Eukaryota; Oomycota; Peronosporomycetes; Peronosporales; Peronosporaceae. The record is from RefSeq and is a predicted model, not a curated record. The annotation marks the transcript as partial. The transcript has a single exon.
AUGCCAACCACCGCAGUCGACAACCUGGACACGCGCAUGAUGAGCAAGUGGCCGCCGAUCUCUAUCAAGACCUUGCAGCAGUGCAUGGAGACGUUGGCCAAGAACUUGAGAGCAGCCAUCAACAUGAAGACGGGCAAAUCGUUUGGUCUAAUGUUUGACGGUUGGUCCUACGGAUCUAUGCAUUUCGUCGGGCUGUACAGUGUGUACGAGGUGGUGGGGAUU